Molecule: messenger RNA, 165 nt
Organism: Pyricularia pennisetigena
Lineage: Eukaryota; Fungi; Ascomycota; Sordariomycetes; Magnaporthales; Pyriculariaceae
Exons: 1
Coding region: 1-165 (54 amino acids)
Source: RefSeq, a predicted model, not a curated record
AUGUCCUGGGGUGAAGCGGUCUCUGUGUUGACUGUUCUCAACCGAGGCAUCGGUGUUGCUGGUGUACCUGCCAGUUCGGUCUGUGGAGGCGAGGGUUGUACCUCGUACAUGACGGGGCUUGACGAGACCAGAGGGGAUACAGGCACAUCUUCGUGUCCUGGAUAG